Molecule: messenger RNA, 2025 nt
Organism: Poecile atricapillus (Black-capped chickadee)
Lineage: Eukaryota; Metazoa; Chordata; Aves; Passeriformes; Paridae
Exons: 2
Coding region: 1060-1602 (180 amino acids)
Source: RefSeq, a predicted model, not a curated record
GGGAGACAGAAGGAGGGAGAGAAAAGAGAAGAGGCAGAAAUAACAGCAUCUGAAACUCUGCCUGCUGGAGGCUAAUUGGUUCCGGCACAGCCUGGUUUGUUUGGCAAUGUUUCCUCUAAUCCUUCAGGCUCCGCGCUCCCGGCCCCAGGGACAUGGGGACAUCUCGACACCCGGCCAGCGCCACUGCGGCACUCCCAGCUUGGACCCCCUCCCACUCGGGGACGCAGAAGAAUGAUGCUGCGACCGGCUCUGCCCACCCUGGGGUGCCCCCGGAUCCUUCAGGCUCUGCACUCCCAGCCCCACGGACACGGAGACAGCUCAACACGCAGCUGUGCCUCUGUGGCACUACUGCCUUGGAUCCCUCUCCCACCCUGGCAUGCUGAGGGCUGAUGCUGGGACCACCCUGAAGUCCUCCUGGGGCUCCACCCUGCCGUGGUGACAUCCUGGGGAUGGGAUCCGUGGUGACACCCUGGGGACGGGAUCCGUGGUGACACCCUGGGGACGGGAUCCGUGGUGACACCCUGGGGAUGGGGCCGCCUUCUGCUGGGCACGGGGAGGAUGCUCAGAGGGCUGGGCAGGCGAUGGCUGGGGCGGCGGAGGGAAGGGACGGGAAAGGAGGGGAAGGGAAGGGGGGCCCCCACGGCCCAGCAUGGCCGAGCCAGAGCACUAGCCAAGAGUCGGCAGCUUUGUUCCAGGUGCCGGCUCCCUUUUUUUCAUUAGGCUAAUGGGAUGCGGAUGCAUUAUUCCAUUCCACAUGCUGCUAAUGAACCACUCAGGCCAGUGCAUUUGCAUUAAUGUGCAAAGCACUGGAGGAGGGUGGAGUGGCUGCAUCUGGCCAAGGCUGACCUUCCCUGCACCGCCCAGCCUCCCCAAGCCGCGCUGCGCUCCCACCACUCUCGCACCACCCCACCGGACCCAGGAACUCCUCGGGACGGCUCCGACGCACAUUCCAGGACACCAUUAACCAGCCCUGAGCCGCCUCACACUUGCUGCCUACAUUGUCCUCUUGCCCGUGCUGUGCCUGGCCAGCUCUAACACCCCUUCCCAUAUGGAUCGUGGAUGACGCCCCCCUGCCAGUGCCCCACUCUGUACCCUGUCCCCAAUGCUAAAGUGACCACAGCAUUCCUCCUGCACUCUCCACUGCUCCCCAAAAAGCGAUCACUCCCACCUCCUGCACAGAAACCUGCGGCGUGUCCCUCCUCCCCGGUUACUCGUACUGCCUCACCCCAGAGCUCCCCUCCUGCACCCAAGGAGAGCAGGGGGUGCUCUCCCAAGCCCCCCACCCCAGGGCUGGCAGGCAGCGCCGGGCGCGGGCGUCACUGCAGCCCUCGGGUUGUUUCUUACGGCUCCCAACUGCCUCUGUCCCCGGAGAGGUUUCGAAGGCGAGUGACCCACGAACUGGAAUGCGCAAAGCCUCCAGCAAACAGAGCCAGCUGCCUGCGCCCGCGCGGGGGGGGCUGUGAGGGGAGAGCAGCCGGCCCCGCGCCUCGGCACAGCACGCCUGUUCGGCAGCGCUUGGGCCCCCAGAGCUGUGCUGGGAUCGUGCUUUGCCCUGUGCCCGUCUGCAAGACAUCAGUCCCUGGGCGGCCGAAGGACCUUUAGGACAUGGGACAACAGAGUGGCAGUGGCAGACCCCCAGCCUUGGUCUUUGCCACCUCCCAGACACUGGAGCGAUCCCAGCUGGGAUCAGUGUGGAUGAGCAGUGCUCUGCUUGCCCUGGGUGGGCACGGCAGGGCCGCAGCAGCUCCGUGCCCGCCAAGUGUGCGAAGCCCCCGCACUCGAGCGCGUGCACGCGGGUGUCUGGGUUUGUCACAGCCCGGUGAGCAAGUUAAUCUCAGGCUCCCUGACACGUGGAAUAAAAUCGCGAUCCCAUAAUGGAAUUCAUUCAUCUUCCUGUCCAGGCAAAGAACAAGCCCCCACUGCCCGCUGGGGCUGGGGCUGCGCCAGGCCAAAGUGGUCAUCAGUGCUCAGCUCCCAGCUGGGGGUCCCUGCCUGCACCCACCCUCCUUCCUGCCACGGGACCGG